This is a messenger RNA of Culex quinquefasciatus (southern house mosquito), 1081 nucleotides long. RefSeq names its product NF-kappa-B-repressing factor. Gene Ontology annotation, molecular function: nucleic acid binding. The coding region runs from base 75 to 1061 and encodes 328 amino acids. Lineage: Eukaryota; Metazoa; Arthropoda; Insecta; Diptera; Culicidae. The transcript is spliced from 2 exons. The record is from RefSeq and is a predicted model, not a curated record.
GUUCAAAACAAACAACAAACCCAUGCCGAGAUCGUGGAAUCCGUGGAUUCGGUGUUAUCAUUAAAUUAGUUAAAAUGCCGGUAGAACGCGCAAGUAAGCGUAAAUCAAACGGCGGACUCAGCUGGAAGAGCAAAAUAAUCCGCCAGUUCGUCAACGGCUGGAUCGAGAGUGACAACGUCGACGGGACGGAAUGUCCCGCCAAAGUUGAGGUCAAACCGUCGUACAACUACCCAAAUUUUGUCAAAUCCAGCGAGGAAAAACCCGCGGCCGCCGUAACCGACCCGGGGUUGGACAAGCGAACCGUGCGGCGAAUCGAGGACGUCAUCGCUUACUUCUACGGCGAGGACAGGGUUUCGCUCAAGUUGAGCUUCGAACAGGCGGGACUGCUUCUGGAGACCCAUUACGAUGAGGUGGGGCAGGUGUUCCGGUACACGGUGAACGAGCAUGAGAUUUGUAGGGCGACUGGUCCGCAGCAGGAGGCGCACACGAAGGCGCGGGACGAGUUGGUGCGGAUUUUGGGCUAUUAUUGCUACUCGGUGAGGCGGUUGAAGGAGUUUCACACACGAAGGAACGUGUUCCGGAAGAUGACCGAGGGUGGGAAGCAGAAAUUUAAGGACCACAAGAUUGAGGAGGGGAAUAUCGGGUUCAGGAUGCUGCAGAAGCAGGGCUGGAGUGGUGGAUCGUUGGGAAGUAGCGAGGAGGGCAUUUUGGAACCGAUUGGAGUGCAGAAGAAGAACAACAAGGUUGGAUUGGGGGCGGAAAGUUCGGAGCCGCAGAAGAUACCGCUGGAGGCGUUCAUGUUGGCCAUUAAGCAGUACGCGGCGGGAAAUGCGCUGUACGAUUUGGUGUUUAGUCCGCAGUUUACCGUGCAUCAGGUGCAGAAGUUGAGAGAUUUGGCAUCAUCGCUGAAACUCUUCCCCCAGAUGAUUGGCAAGAAAAAGCAGCUCGUCAUAAGCAAGAAGCUUACGCUGCUUGAAAUCAAGGAAGGAGUCCUGAAGGGACACUCGGAUUUGUGUGCAAAAUACACUGUAAUCCCACCGAUUAGUCAGAGAUUUAAAUAAAUAUCUUCCGUCACAACUAA